Molecule: messenger RNA, 1038 nt
Organism: Dovyalis caffra
Lineage: Eukaryota; Viridiplantae; Streptophyta; Magnoliopsida; Malpighiales; Salicaceae
Source: the annotation of a GenBank genome assembly
AUGGCUGACGAUCUCUGCUUCUUCUUCUCCAAGGAAUCUUUUAUUAUAAAGGCUCCUAAGAAGUCACCAUUGGCAUUAAGGAUGGUUGUUUUGGUGUUUGCAAUGGUAUGCGGUGUGUAUAUAUGCUCAAUUUGUAUUAAGCAAAUUGGCAUUCGAACGAAUCCUGGAUUUUUGAAUGUUGAAGUGAUUGAAAGGCCGUGUCUGGAACCUAAUAUUGAACCUUGGGAAAUCUCUUAUGUGCACUACCCGAAACCAAUAACUUAUAGCAGGGCUGAAUGCAAGUGCAAUCCGGUGAGGUACUUUGCUAUUCUGUCGAUGCAGAGAUCUGGGAGUGGAUGGUUUGAGACAUUGUUAAACAACCAUACUAACAUAAGCUCAAAUGGAGAGAUUUUCUCUGUUAAAGUUAGGCGGAGUAAUGUUUCAACGAUUACAGAGACCUUGGAUAAAAUUUAUAAUCUGGAUUGGUUAAGUAGUGCUUCUAAGAAUGAGUGUACUGCUGCAGUUGGAUUGAAGUGGAUGCUUAAUCAGGGUGCGAUGCAGCAUCAUGAAGAAAUAGUGGAGUACUUCAAAACCAAGGGUGUUUCAGCUAUAUUUCUCUUCAGGAGAAAUCUGUUACGCAGGAUGAUUUCGAUACUUGCAAAUUCUUAUGAUCGAGAUGUGAAGCCAUUAAAUGGAACCCAUAAAUCUCAUGUUCAUUCGCCUCGUGAGGCAGAGAUACUAGCUAAAUACAAGCCUUUGAUCAAUACAACAUUGCUGAUACCUAAUCUGAAGCAAGUAGAAGACACAACUGCCAAAGCCUUAGAGUACUUCAACAGUACGAGGCACAUCAUUCUUUAUUAUGAGGAUGUCGUCAAGAACCGCACAAAAUUAUUAGAUGUUCAAGAUUUUCUGAAGGUUCCACAAAGAGAACUUAAGAGUCGUCAAGUAAAGAUACACAAAGGAUCCCUAUCUAACUAUGUUGAGAACUGGGACGAAGUCCAAAAGUCUCUGAAAGGAACACACUAUGAAAACUUCCUGAGUGGAGACUACCGGAAGUAA